Messenger RNA from Heterocephalus glaber (naked mole-rat), 1461 nucleotides. RefSeq names its product SAC3 domain containing 1 (gene Sac3d1). The record is from RefSeq and is a predicted model, not a curated record. Lineage: Eukaryota; Metazoa; Chordata; Mammalia; Rodentia; Bathyergidae. Gene Ontology annotation, cellular component: spindle; centrosome; nucleus. Gene Ontology annotation, biological process: spindle assembly; centrosome duplication.
CAUCUCGGGAUACCGGCUCCCCAGUGUCUGGUUAAGACGGCGACCGGGCGCUGGAGGCCGGGCGAGAAAACGCGCUUAGCCAAGCUCUCCCCGGUCCCACAUCUCUCGCGGGCCCCAGGACGCGGUGGGCCUUCGGAAGAACUGGGUGUUCCGCCCCGGAAUGCUGACCACCCACCCUCUUCCCACAGCCCACCCAUGCCCGGCUGUGAGCUUCCCCUGGGCAUCUGCCCGGAUAUGUGCCCGGCCGCCGAGCGCGCUGAGCGCGAAAGGGAGCGCCGCCUGCACCACCUGGAGGUGGCGCCAGGGUGCCAUGGGGGCCCGCCGCGCGCAGACCCGCAGCGCACCGUGAAGGAGUACCGCCGGCCGGCCGCCGGCAAGCCCCCGCCCCCGCCCACCCAACUGCGCCCGCCCUCCGUGCUUCUGGCUACCGUCCGUUACCUCGCCAGCCAGGUAGCCGACAGCGCCGGCGCGUGCCGCGCGGAGGUGGCCAGCUUCGUGGCGGACCGCCUGCGCGCGGUGCGGCUGGACCUGGCCCUACAAGGCGCCGGCCACGCCGAGGUGGCAGUGGUGCUGGAGGCCGCGCUGGCCACGCUGCUGGCCGUGGUGGCGCGUCUCGGGCCGGACGGGGCGCGCGGGCCGGUUGACGCAGUGCUGCUGCAGACCCAGGUGCAGGAGAGCUUCGGAUCUCUACGGCGCUGCUACGCAAAGAGUGGAGGGCCGCACCCCCGCCAGGCCACCUUCCAGGGCCUCUUUCUGCUCUAUAACUUGGACAGGGGAAGAUGUGAGAGAGCCAGCUCCCAAACUGGCAGCCGAGGCAGUAGGAAAGUCAAGAAGGCCCUGGCGUCCUCAAGCCAGCUUCCCAUCCUCUCAGGCUCCACAGAAGCCCUGUGUGAGGUCCUGCAGCUUCCUGCCACCCUGCGUGCCUCCCCAGCCCUGCGUAUGGCCCUCGCUGUGGAUUCUGCCUUCCGAGAGGGCAACACUGCCCGCCUGUUCCGCCUGCUCCGGACCCUGCCCUACCUUCAGAGCUGUGCUGUGCAGGGCCAUGUGGGCCAUGCCCGCCGCCUUGCCCUAGCCCGCCUCACUCGUGCCCUGAGCACCCCUAAGGGGCAGAUAUUGCCUUUGGGCUUCAUGGUCCAUCUACUGGCCCUGGAUGGGCUCCACGAAGCGCGAGACCUGUGCCAGGCCCACAGGCUGCCCUUGGACGGAGAGGAGAGGGUUGUGUUCCUGAGGGGCCACUAUGCUGAGGAAGGGCUGCCGCCUGCUGGGACCUGCCAUGCGCUAGUGGGGAGCAAGCUCCAAGGGCGCACUUUGGAGGAGGUGGUCAUGACCGAGGAGGAAGAUGAGGUGGUGCACAGACCAGUGUCCCCUGCAUGUGGAGGAUGUACCUCGCCCAGAGGACUGGGUCAGAGCAAUUAGGUUUCUGUUUUCAUGGUUCCCAGACAAUAAAACAAGCUUGUUUUA